UUAGCUUCCCUGGAGGGCGGGGUUGUUAAACACUUCCGAGUCUCCAGUCGCCUUUAGCAGCAGCUCCACAUCUAGAACAAGAAAAAAAGAAGAAGAAAACCAUAAAGGCGAAAUAUUAAAAAAGGGAUUUCUUGCGUAACUGACAAACCAAUUGUGUUUUUAUCUUCUCUCACCUUCCAUCGCCUUAGCAAGCGGCUGCUGUUCGAGUCAAACAGGAUUAUGUAUGUCAAGCUGCGGGACCAAGGCGCUGUGCUUUGAGGCCACUAUAUACCCAUGUGUGGAGCACCAUGGGUGGCAUCAAAACUAUUUUUUUUCACAUGUCUUUAUGGAGCUACAGUCUUGUCAGCUAAGGAAGACUGUUGUUUUUCCAAUGACCAGCCCAAGAGCUCCUCAGUGGGAACAUCUUGCAUUCUUUUUUUUUACUUUCUUUUAAAAUUUUUCCCCAACUCAAGUGUGUCUAUCCUGUUGAGAGGGUGCACAACCCUUGCUUUGGGAUUUUUACAACUGUCUUUGGUGUAAUAUAUCAUGGAACACUCAAGCAGAGAUAAAGAGACAGACAGAGUGCAAAAAACCAGCAAGAUGGUGCAAAAUCGCACAGGGCACAGCCGACCAUCCAGUUCCACCACAUCUUCAGGGGUUCUUAUGGUUGGUCCCAAUUUUCGUGUUGGGAAGAAAAUUGGAUGUGGUAAUUUUGGAGAGCUCCGCUUGGGAAAAAACCUUUACACAAAUGAAUAUGUAGCCAUCAAAUUGGAACCAAUAAAGUCCAGAGCGCCUCAACUUCAUUUAGAAUACAGGUUUUACAAACAGCUAGGAUGUACAGCUGAGGGAUUGCCCCAGGUAUAUUACUUUGGUCCCUGUGGGAAGUAUAAUGCCAUGGUUUUGGAACUACUGGGUCCCAGUUUGGAAGACCUUUUUGAUCUUUGUGAUCGAACAUUCUCUUUAAAAACUGUGUUAAUGAUAGCCAUACAGCUGAUAACACGCAUGGAAUAUGUGCACUCAAAGAACUUAAUAUACAGGGAUGUGAAGCCAGAAAAUUUUCUUAUUGGUCGACAAGGCAAUAAGAAGGAGCAUGUUAUUCAUAUAAUAGACUUUGGAUUGGCCAAGGAAUACAUAGAUCCAGAUACCAAAAAACACAUACCCUAUAGGGAACAUAAAAGUCUUACUGGAACUGCCAGAUACAUGUCAAUCAAUACUCAUCUGGGAAAAGAGCAAAGUCGAAGAGAUGACCUGGAGGCACUGGGCCAUAUGUUUAUGUAUUUUUUGCGUGGGAGUCUUCCUUGGCAAGGGCUAAAGGCUGACACACUUAAGGAACGGUAUCAGAAAAUUGGAGAUACAAAAAGAAAUACCCCUGUUGAAGUUCUCUGUGAAAAUUUUCCAGAGGAGAUGGCUACUUAUCUUCGUUAUGUGAGACGGUUAGAUUUCUUUGAAAAGCCAGAUUAUGAGUAUUUAAGAGCACUGUUUACAGAACUGUUUGAAAGGAAAGGCUACACCUUUGAUUAUACCUAUGACUGGGUGGGACGACAGAUCCCUACACCGGUGGGAUCUGUUCAUAUUGAUUCUGGGACAUCUGCAAUCACCAGAGAGAGUCAUGUGCAUAGAGACCGACCUUCUCAGCAACAGCCUCUGCGAAAUCAGCAGAAUGUAUCAUCUGAUCGUAGAGGAGCGUGGGAAGUGCAACCCAAUCGACAGACAAGUACUACUUAUAUUGCAUCCCAUCUGGCAGCAGAUAGGCAUGGAGGAUCAGUACAGGUGGUAAGUUCAACCAAUGGUGAACUGAAUGCUGAAGAUCCUCUGGCAGCUCAUUCCAAUGCGCCAAUCACUACACAGGCAGAGGUGGAGGUAGUGGAUGAGGCUAACUGCGUGAAAAUGCUCAACUUGUGGUGCUGUUGCUUCUUUAAACGAAAAAGGAAGAAGAAUACAGCGCGAAACAAAUAAUGCUACUUUUAUACAAUACAAUUGGUUAAAAAUAUGUUUCUUAACCACCAGAGACUUGAAUGUGACUGAAUUGCACAUUGGAUCCUUCUUGUCUUAAAUGUUCACAAGUUUUUUGUUUUUUUUGUUUUUUUUGGGGGUUUUUUUUGUUUGUUUUUAUUGGAUAAAAUAAACAAAGCCAAGUGAAGAGGAUCUUUAUUUACUUUGAGCUGGAACACUUUCUUAUUUAAAGAAAUUUCAGGCAACUCAGGCAGGACGGAAUUUAUUAAUCUAUUACCAUUUUUCUUUUCUUUGGGUGGUAAAAAUGAACUGUAGAACAUUCAACAAUUCAUCUUGCCUGGUAUGUCUGUUAUAACAAUGAGAGAAGGGUGUGAAAAUGGGAAUCAUGUACAUGGUAAUACUUUAAGUCCUUCCAAUCUCCUUGUCUUUGCAGAUUAGUUACUAUUUUUCAACCGUUUCUUUAACUUAUGUAUGGGCAUGAGUUUUACAAAGUAAAAUUUAAACCAGUAUAAUAUCAAAAGAUGCCAAGAAACAAUUUUUUUAUUAUAAAUCUUUAAAAUGAUUUGUGAAAUGUUAAUCAUCAGUUACUUGUGUUCAUGACCCUAGUUAAUUUAUCCCAUUUAGUUAUUUUUAAAGAAUAUUAUUUUUCUAUGUUAGUGACUGCUUUUAUUUUAUAUCCUUGCUGGCGAGAUCAGUGGAACUCUAUAUAUGAUGUUAUUUACAUAAUCUGUUGUUUUCAUUGUAGUCAUUUUGAGCAAACAACUUUACAUCUUAUCAAUGGUCACAUUGCUAAAGUGGGGAUUUAGCAUAAUAACAAAAGUGUAUUUUUGAUUCAGAUAUCGAAGGCCAAACAUAUCAGCAGCACCAUCUGGGAUAAAAUCUGACUCUUUAAAUUUUGAGCAAAAAGUUACUUUUUGAGAAGAUAAGAUUCAGAGGCAACAAAUGCCUUUUUGGUAUAGAAUAUUCUAUUCAUUGGUAUAGACCAUUACUCUUAAACAAUACCUCAGUUCUACUGCUAGAACCUUUUGUUUUCACCAGUGACUGAAUGGCCUUACUGUUUUUGAUCAGCUUUACUUGUCUUAGCUGACCUGGCAAACUCACGUUUUAAGAACGGUCAUGUCAUAGAGGAGAGCAUUAUGUUAACAGGAUAAAAAAGAGGAAUCGGGGAAUAAUUAAGUUCAUUAUUAUUGUCUUUCAAGAUGUAACUAUUUGACAAAAUGAAAAAAAAAGCUAGAAAAUUUUCAAUGAUGUCUUAAAAAUUCUACACCAGUUAAUGUUUUGCAGGAAAUGCAUGGUUUGCCUGUGGAAUUCAUAUAGAGUUGCAGUCUGUCAUUUUAUUUCUAAAAUUGCUUAAGAUUGUCUGCGGUAAUAAGUACAAAUUGGGUAUAUGUCAGAUUGUAUUGGUAUAGUUUAUCCAAAAAAGCCUCUAACUAUGCUACUCUGAGGCAUUCUCCAGUAAGAAGUUUGGUAGCAUGCCUUACAGACUUUGUAUAGCAAACUUGUAUAGUAGUUGCCAGGUAUUUUAGGUUGUAAAAUAGUAUUUUAGAAAUCCUAAGUGAUAUGAUUUAUGUCUUUUUUUAUCUCUGAAAAACCAAGAACUGCUGCAGUAUUUUUUAAUUGCUAAGAUCCCAGGGAUCCCACAUAGUGACUUGUUUCUGGUGCAGUAUAUGUACAGUACUUGCAGCCAUUCUGUCCUAGUAUUCUAUCAUAACAGAUAUAAAAUGCCUUGUUAAUUAUUAUCCAUAUGUGCCUAAAUGACACAUUUUUAUCACUUAAAUGCUUUCCCAUGCUCUUUGGUUUAGAUUCUAGAUUUUUCUUUAUUUGGCAUGGUUAUAUUAAGCCUAUAAUUGUAUAUUUCACAGGUUACAUCUUUUUACCAAUAGAACGAAAAUAAAUUAAACAGAAUGUGCUUACAGUUUAAAUGGCAGCUUUAUCAAAUGUUGACUUUAAUGUAUACAUUGCCUUGUUUGCCAGUAGAUUGUCGAUUAUGCUCAGGCAAUUUAAAAUUUUGUAAGUUUUUCCUGCUGUAGGGUGGUAAGCAAAGAAGGAAAAAGUACUUUUUGGAAAACUUUAUAAUCAUUUCUGAAAGUAAUAACAGGACAGGAGCCUACAGUUGUUUCUCUCCAUAAUGUUUUCAGAAUUGUUCUAACCAAUCCCAUCUCAUUUAAAUGUUUUCCUAGAAAGUGAAAGAUUCCUAAAGCUAAUAUGCUCAUCAUCCUGUUCUAUAAGAAAGGCACUGCUCAUUGGCAAUGGUGUUUUUAUUCUAAAACGUAAAGUUAUAAAUAUAACCAGUGUUUAAAAUAUUUUUUUUCCCCCCUCAGAUGGUAACUAUUACAUAUCAACAGGCCUAUUGCAUUUGAUAAUGAAUGACGUUGUAUAGUGUCCCCUCUUAACAUUCCAGCCAUUAGUACUACAGUACAGUGCUGACUCAGACUCAAGGUUGUAGUUGCACAGAUGAUAUUCCUUAAAGUAUAAGCCACCCCAUGUCUUUUUUGGGGAUUUAUGUUUAACACUUAAUUGGAAUUAGUAAUUAAGAAAUUGUAUGGAUGCGUGCAUCGAUGAACAAACAGAAAAAAUAAUGUUUUUUAUGUACUGCAUAUAAACAGCUCUCUUCCAUUCUAGUUCCAUGGCAAGUACAUAGUCACCUGAUCAUUUGCCCUCUCCAACUGCUCAUUUACUAUUUCCAGCUGUUUAUGUGCAUAUUCCCAUUUUUUAUCUCCCUGUAAUGGUUAAGGGCAGAAGGACUUGCUGCUUAAACCUCUUGAUAGCUGCAGAUUACAUUCAUUGAGCAAUAUACCUCUUGUACUAUUGACUGCAACCAUUUACUCCAAAGCUGCCCUUAUAAUGCUUAAUAUAAUGGAUCUUUUUCAAUGCCAUGCUUUUAUUUUUUUUGAUAAUAAACAGGUGAACAUUACGUUAAUGAAUGAAUAUCAUUUGCUUCCUUAUGGCAAAAAAUAUACUUUUAACUUUUAUUACAUUGGUAGCUAAGCAGGUGUUUCAUUUGGAUUUGAGAACGGCAAAUAGAAGGCACAUUCCUGCCAUGUACAGUAUCAAAAUCAAAGUUUUAUGGACCAAACAGCACUAACUUCCCUGUAUCUAGUGCAAUAGACUUGUGUUUUAAGGGCUAGAAUGAAUUUAGUUUAAUGGUAACUGCUAGUCAUUUUCAACCAGACUGAACUACUUAAAAUCUUUUUCCUGCAGAAUUUGUUUGCAUUAAUUAAAUAUCAGAGUUGCACCUUUCAGAAUUAGUUGGUAUAUUUUUUUUUAAAUGCAGAUUGUUUAUACUUAAAAUUUCACAUUUAAAUCAAAAAGAUACACCAUAGUUUGAGACCUUCUAGCAAAGAUGAAAGUGUCUUAGAAGUCUUAAAACACUAAAUAGUUUAGUACGGAUCUGUUCUUCUUUAGACAGAGCUUUGAAUUUAAUAGAGGAGUUCUAUGUCUUCAUUGUGUUAAAGAUCAUUAGAAGUGAUGCUGCAUAGCCUGGGUACUGUUGAAUUUCUUAGGCAUUUGCUUAAUGUUGAAGUGUUAGGGGUUUUUGUAGUGUACAGAGUUUCUGUGGUUUUAUUUUGCCUUUUCUCUCACAUCAUACAUUUUUCAAAAAAUCACUCUUGUUUUAUAUUAUAUAGUGCAAUAUCUGCAUACUGAAGCUAUAUCUUCUUGCAGGUUUACCUGCAAAUACCAUUUAUUCUUCUAAAGUAAUGUGAUUUGGUUACUUAGCCAUAAGUGUAAUCUUGAUUUUUCAAAGACAUGUACUUACUGCAGGUAUAAUUUAGCUGAAGCAACAAUCAUACUUUUUUAAUUAAGCAGUUUAUAUAUGCAUUCAGAAAUGAACAAAAUCAUGUAAAAACAUUGUGCUGGACUUUCUUUAAAUGGCUCUUCUCUCAAUACCUCCUGUUACAUACAGACAACUAGUUGAAAUAAUUAAACUUUAAUAGGGAAAGCCUGUGGACUGCUGUUUUGUCAUAACCGAAAGAAUCUUCUUCAGUCAAUGAUAUGAUGUAAUUUUAGUAGAAUGGCCUGUAACAAUUUAUGACAAAUCAGAUCAAUCCUUUCUUUUUGAAGACACAUAAGAAGCAGGGAAUUGUUUGUAUGCAGUUUUAUGUUCUAAUAGAUUUCAGUCAUUCCAAACCCCCCGGAUCAACACAUUGCCCCCUAUAAAGGUCCUUUUGCAUUAAUCUCAUUAAAAUCUGAAGACUGGCUUUGUUUAGUCACUUUGAAAAAUCCAGGGAAUAACUACAAGUGCACUGAUGUCCAAAGUCCAGUGAGCUUAGUGCCUCAAGACCAAACUGAAGAGUGCAGUCUUGACCUGCCUGAGUGUAUGGCAUGUGUGCAUUUUUUUUUAACUGCAAUGUACAAAUCAGUGAAAUACAACAUCAUUCAACUUUUUUUCCCCCUCAGUUCAACCCUUUGAUGAAUUAGCUAUGAUGUGGUUGUCUGUGGUUCUGUACCCUUUAAACAGAAUGAGCUAGCUAAUACUGUAAUAUAAAAUGAACGUACCAAAAUGUGAUGUAUUUUAAAGUUAGUGUGCAUCUGAUUCCUAUAAGAUUCCUUUUCUGUGUUUUUGAUUAUUCCUUAUUACUGUAUUUUCAUUCUGUCUUAACUGGGUUGCAAAAAUGGUGAUAACAAAUGUAGAUAUAAUUUUGGACUCUUAAUUUAGUUUUUAUUUUUGAUCAUUGAAUAGGAAGAGCAUUUACACGUGACAUUGUUAAAUCACGUUUCCUACUUUAUCUGAAGUAAAUUUACCACAAAGACAGAAAAGGCUAUUAAUGGUAGUAUCCAAACUAAGGUUAACAAUAGCUAUGAAUACACGUGAUUGUCAUUUAACUACAUUUUAAUUUACCUGUGAAAUAGAGUGAUUCCACAUCAAGUGAGCCUGUUUUCCUAAUGUUUGUAUCUGAGGCAGAUGCUACUGUUACCAACACUGCAAUAUUUUAUGUCAUAAAUUAUGUUUAUUAAAACAUGUAUUUUAAAUGUGAACGAAAUAUACACUGAUCAUUGAGAGCUUGUUCUUUUCUGGAAAUCAAGCAGCCAGGUGUAACGGAAUACUUGGUGAAUUUUAACUGCACUACAUAUUUGUUUACCUUAAACAAGUACUAGUCCUUUACUGUAGUUUAAUUUUGAGACUGCGUCUUAUUUAGACAUUUUUAUUUUUUAAGUCAGUGAAGCCCGUGUUGCAAGGUUUAUUUUUCUUGAAAAUAACCAAAAUAAUUGUUUUCCUGUUGUUAUUAUUAUUAUUAUUAUUAUGAUUAAGUUUACAUUUUAUUUAUAGAUCAAAUUAGAAACCAAUGUGUGUAAAGUUCACCUCCAGGUGGGGUGCUGAAAUAAGUGUACUUUAGCAGCAUUUUGUUUGUUUUAAAUGAAAAAGGAAAAGGUUUAUUUUAGGCAGCAUAAUAAAAGUGCAGCCUUUCUGACAGAUUAUUCUGUAUUUGUGCACAAGUUUACAUAGACUUUUCCUUUCCUUUUCUGUAUUUUUAGCUUUUGUUACAAAAAUAUAUAAAUACUAUUUUUAAUAAGGGGAAUAAGGUUGUUAUUUCAUGCAUAUUCAGUCCAGAGCUUUUCUUUGCCUUACUGGGGAACACAAUACAUAGUGAAAAUCCAACUGCUUAAAAUCAUGCACUUAAGUUGUAAUGUUUUUUCUUGUGCUGUUUUUGCACUUGCAUAGCAAUCAUGGCUUUGGGCUCGGCUGGAAUAGUUUCUUACAUUGUACCUCAAAGCUAUUGAGGUUUUUGGAUUAAAACCAGGCUUUAUGUUUAGCUGCCUAACCACAAGAGUGCUCUUUCCCCAUGUAAGACUGUCUAAUGAUGCCCAGUACUAUGCUGGAACACAAGCUGGUUAUCGUAAUGGUU
Messenger RNA from Polypterus senegalus (gray bichir), 7778 nucleotides. RefSeq names its product casein kinase 1, gamma 1 (gene csnk1g1). NCBI's taxonomy places the organism in Eukaryota, Metazoa, Chordata, Cladistia, Polypteriformes, Polypteridae. Bases 526 to 1935 code for a protein of 469 amino acids. The record is from RefSeq and is a predicted model, not a curated record. Gene Ontology annotation, biological process: signal transduction; positive regulation of canonical Wnt signaling pathway; peptidyl-serine phosphorylation. Gene Ontology annotation, cellular component: plasma membrane; nucleus; cytoplasm. Gene Ontology annotation, molecular function: protein serine/threonine kinase activity; ATP binding. The transcript is spliced from 14 exons.